UUUUUUUUUUUUUUUUUUUUUUUUUUUUUCUUAAUCGUUUUCUCUCGCCAGUACGAUAACCUCAACAACAUUCCCUAGAUACAGGAUGCUGUUUCUACAGUCCCGAUUCCCAUUGCCCUCUACCUGCUUUAUGCAACUGCCAUACAUAUAAGGCGCCAUCGGGGGACAACACGCAAAUUGAGCGACCGAGCGAACCCCUCCCCUCCAUUCCUUAACCAUCGACAGCUCAGCUGCGACUUCCACCCCGCCGACAUUCAAACUCGGAUUGACAUACGGGUCCGUACAAUACGAACAGUCCCGCAAAAAAAAAGGACGUCUGUCUCUCCAAAUUAUACCCCGAUGGCGAUAUAAACAGUCCGCUGCUUCUUUGCAGAUAAACAUAAUCUUCUUUGUUCUUGUAGCUCGAGGGCAAUAGCAAGCAGGUCUAUUUCUUUCCCAUACUUAUAGAAAUUGCUUCAAUUUUUUUUUCUCCGGCUGCUAUCUAAUCGAGCCAUGGCCAAGAAGAAGAAAAAUGUCAACGGCAAUGGGGACUCGUCCGUAGGCUCCGAAUCCUCGGCGCAAGCUACCCCUCAGAGUCUCCAAAAAGAGAAGCUCCCGACAACGUCAAGAUCCAAAAAGACGGUGGCAGGAGGCAGCAGCAGCGAGAGCGUGCCGCUCAUAAUAUGCCGGAACAAGCACUGGCGAUAUAUAUCCUCCUUCCACGGCCCUUGGCUGCACCUCCCCCUCGAAGCGCUCGAAUCCCUCGCACACUCAAAUUACAAUUCCCCGCGGCCUCGACCCAUAGACCCUGGCGUCUUCUUCGACCUCGUAAAGAUCCGCCGCCUCGUUGGUGAGGCAACGCCGCUUACUGUCAAUGCCGCCAAUGGGUUCGGUCCGGGCAGCAAGGUGCGCUUGUCGCACGAGAGGAAGCACAGGAUGCGCGACCAGGCCACGCGCCGCCUGUCCCAGGCCUACCGCAUAGAUGAGAUCGCCACUAGCGUUGCCAUAAUGCAAGGGACUACGAGUCUAGAGAACGUGGCGGAGCUGGUGCUGGACAAAAAGCCCGACGACGUCGACGCCAGCUACGUCCACUUCUUCCACGAAAAGAUCCCUUCCCGUCACGUCGUCGAGUCGACCCCCUUCGAGCCGCUCAACAACAUCGUUGGCGCAAGGCCAAUGGAGCCAGAGUACCUUCGCACGCGCGCAAUAUUGCGCGUCUUUGGUGAGGACUUCGACGACGCCGUGGCGGACCUCACUUCGGCGAUCCAGCUGCUCCGAUAUCAUAGACCGACGCAUAACAGCCGCGACGAGGUCGUGCCCGCACCGACGCCCGGGAGGAGGAUGCCCGAGGUUAAGCUGGGCGAGGACGAGCAGCCGACUAGCCUCGAGAUGCAGCUCAUGUUCCAGCGCGGCGCGGCCUACCUCUCGAGGGCGUGUCAGUGCGUCUAUGCGGCUUUGCCCCCUUCCGACAAGCAGGAUAGCAAGGCGCGGAUAUCAGAGUGGCGCGCCGACGCACGCGGCCCUCAUGCGGCUGCGACCAACGGGGACCCAACGGCGCCGAGCCCCAGCACGGAGGAGGAAGCUGAGGCGCAGCAGAUAGCGGCGCGCAAGCUCCUCAAAACCAUCGCCAAGCGCGCGCUGCGGGACUACAUGGCAUUCUUGGACCACAUAGAAUACUCCCCCGACUUCCCGCUCGAGGAUAGCGAGGACUAUUCGCGCAGGAACGCCGGCAGCAGUAGCAGCUCCCGCCCGUCACAUCCCAACGGCCGCUCAUCGGCAACCUCACAACCACAACACAGGACGUACCGCCUGUCGCAAUUAUUUGAACCCACUCCGCCGUCCGAUCUCCCACCAUACCCACCCUCACAACCAUUCCAGAAGAACAGCAACGAAACAACACAAAAAUCAUCUACAUCCUCACCGAAGCAAACCACGACAAUCACAACAACCGAAAACGUAGCCAACACCAUAACACUUCCAUCACUAUCCCGAACAGAGUAUAUAACCUACCAUCCUCUCCUUUCCGACGCUCUCCACGCCCUCCUUCUCUGCCACAGCCUCUUGCAGACCAGCACCAAGGAGCUCCUCCGCCAUGCCCAUAUGGUCGGUCGUCUCGCUCGCCUCGCCGACGGCUACCCAAUUUUCCAAGCUAGCCGUUCCCCCGCCCGCGCCGAUUGGAUCGAGGUACUGCGCCGCGUCAACGGGCCAGAAUGGCUCGGCCUGCACACCUCGUGGGAGUCCCUCUGCCGCCCCGCGCCCCUAUCCAGCAACCCCGUCAACAGCCCCGCCGCUGUCCCAAGACCGCAGCUAGAUGCCACCUCGUCGACCCUCGCCACGCUCACCGCACCCAGCAACUCUGUCGCAACAGUCGCUGCCUCCGCCGCCGCAGCCGCAGCAGCCGACGCCUACGACGAGGACAGUAGAGAGUAUCCCAUUUGGACCGAGCGCGCCGCCGCAGUCGUCAGGUGGGUCAAAGAGGCCCCUGGCCUACCACCGCUACCGGCAGCCGGCGGUGCCAAGAAGAAGAAAAAGGUCUCUGGAAGAGCAAGGAUCGCUGCCCCUCCGGGAUCGUCAGCAUCGCAGCCGCCAGCGGCCGAAGGAUCCUUGUCAGUGGUAGAGACGAAGCAGCUAGAGCUGAGGCCUGGUCCUCCGCCAUAAAAGGACAAAAAUGUGCGACAUGGAGGGCUUCCUUCUUGAAUUUGGUAUUUAGGACGAUCAUUACUACCCAUAGUUUGGAUGAAAGCCCGAACAUGUGGUCUGAUAUAUGUAAACCCCUUCCCAAGCGGGAAUUCUGGGCGAAUCUGUAUGAAAAAAGGAAAAAUCCCAUGAUGACUAGCGAUCUAAAAAGAAUUAUGAAUACAAAAAGCGUGAAAUGAUAAACAUUACCUAGG
This is a messenger RNA of Pyricularia oryzae 70-15, 2870 nucleotides long. RefSeq lists its product as uncharacterized. Bases 493 to 2637 code for a protein of 714 amino acids. The record is from RefSeq and is a predicted model, not a curated record. The transcript has 2 exons. NCBI's taxonomy places the organism in Eukaryota, Fungi, Ascomycota, Sordariomycetes, Magnaporthales, Pyriculariaceae.